This is a messenger RNA of Macrosiphum euphorbiae (potato aphid), 321 nucleotides long. The record is from the annotation of a GenBank genome assembly. NCBI's taxonomy places the organism in Eukaryota, Metazoa, Arthropoda, Insecta, Hemiptera, Aphididae.
AUGGACGAACCUAACAUUUCCAUGAGGCAAAUUCGUAAACAAAUUUCAGAACUAUUGUCUAUUGGCAAACGUUCAAUCCACACGAUCAUUAAGGCUUACAAUGAGACAAAGACGGUGCCAGUCGCAAAAACAACACGUAAGAAAAAAUCAUUUCGCGAUCUUUUUGACGAUUUUUCAAAAAACGCAGUACGUAGGCACGUGCAUAGCAUCUGGUUUCGCCGUGAAAUUCCUACGAUUGAUAAAAUCCACCAAGCCGUGUCAGCCGACGACAGUUUGCCAACAGUAUCGCGCACAAUUUUAUUUCAUCUUUUAAAAGAUUAG